Molecule: messenger RNA, 3497 nt
Organism: Spodoptera exigua (beet armyworm)
Lineage: Eukaryota; Metazoa; Arthropoda; Insecta; Lepidoptera; Noctuidae
Source: the annotation of a GenBank genome assembly
GGUAUCCCAGGUCCCGAGAGUGAUUUAUGUCAACAUUGUCAACGUCGCGGUGGUAUUAUAUUAUUUUACGUGAUUAAAUAGAAUAAAUUAGAAAAAUUAAGAUAAAUGUAGUGUUUUAAUUCAAAUUAUCAUAGUACUUAGCAAUAUGAAUACUUCUGUAGAAGGAAUUAUUGUGAACAAUUGUCAAUACGCCCCGAUUUACGUGAUACAAGAUCCUGGCGCCACUCAGGGAAAUACAUACGUCCUUGCAUCGAAUAAUGUGGAGGCACCUAAACCAGUCAGUAAUAACCUGAAAACAUUUUAUGAAAACAGCGGAAAUAUUGAGAAUGGGUUAAUAAACACAGAUACCGGUGUCAAACUUAAUGUUGUCAAAAAGAAAGAGAGCGUAUUGAUAGGAAACAACUUGAAAUUGGCCAGCUUCCUGCUGCCUAAAAACGAAAAUGUAAAUAAACAAUAUGUAGUUGAUAACUUUGUUUUGAAACCUACCACAACCACGACAGCGAGUAAUCCAAUACCUAUAAACCAUCCACUAAAUACAGUACCAAAAAUAGAUAUUGAUAGAAAGAUAGUGAAACUCAAAGAGGUUCCGAUCAUCAACAGACAUCGGCCUGACAAAGUUUUGCCAAAGAUUAAACCAAAAGAGAACACACCCAGUCCCACUCGAUCCAAACACACAUCAGUGCAAUUAAUAAAAUUAGGAGAAACUUAUCAUAGUUUAAAUCAUUUAAGUGCUGAUCAAAUAAAGAUGGUGAAUCAAGCCUUGAAAAUGUUUAAUGAUCCUGAUAAAUCAGUACCAGAACCUACAUAUGAUCCAGUCACCAAUACUAAGUAUAUUUACAAGGUGGUGUCACCAAAAGAUCUAACAGUAGUCGCCAAAAAGAAAAUCUUGUUAAAAGAUCGAAAACAUCAGCUCACAAAAAUCCCUAAACGAAUAGAAGCAGAGAAAAUCGUGAAACAUAUGCCACCAGAAAAAAUUGUGAAGCAAGUUGUGACUAAAGAGGUUCCAAUUCAAAAAGAAAUUAUUGAAGAAGAAGUUGAGCCACCAGCUGAGGCCAAGGUAACUAGAAGUGGUCGAAAAGUAAAACUGCCCAAACAAAUAUUACCAGAAGGAUCACCACAAAAGACUAAGAAGAAAAGCGGAACCAUUGUCUCUUGUUUCCAAUGUUGUACUGAUUUUGGCAGUCUGUACCGGCUUCAAAAACAUUACGAAAAUCAUCCCACACACAUACCUGCAAAAAUCCAUUCCAAUUUAUUUCAUUGUUUACUUGCUAUCAUCAAGAGCGGAUCUGAAGGAAAUAAAACCAACAUAUUUAUACAGCAACUGGAACAACUUAUUGUUAAACUGAAGUCGUUACUGCCAUGUUUACUGAGCAAAGUAGAAGGUACUGAUGGACAACCUUGCACAAUCAACGAGGAUAUUGGCCGAUUAUUUGGCAUGAAUCCUGGCAAAUAUAAUAUUGAUGUGGAAGCAUUAAAUUGUGUAAAAGAUAAAAAUGGUUACUGUAUCCACAAUCCUCCAAAAAUCACUCAAUUGAAUAAAGAUCAAAUGAAAUCUCCUCAUUUACUUAAGAAUAUUGAUGAAAUAUUGAUUCCUGAGAAUGAAACUGAAAAUUGUGCAAGAAUAAAUUCAGUGGCGAAAUGGCCCACUGUCAGCAAGAGAAUUUGGAAACUCAAACAGAAAACAAAUGAACAACAAAAUGCUAAAAAAAUUAGACUGAAAUCAGAGGGGGACACUCUCAUAGAGCUGGGAACCGAAGAUUUUAACUUUCCUAAAGAUGAAAAGAACAAUUUUAAUGCUGCAAGUAUUAUUCCCGAUAAUAAUAUAGAAACAGCAGAAAUUAUACCUCAAGCUGAAGUGGCGAAAUUGUUAGAGAGUAAAAGAGACUGCCAAGUCAACUCUAAUUCGGUGACUGAACAGCAGACUGAUGAUACUACCAUGAAUGAACUUAACAAACCAAAAACUAACUACGUGAAAUUCCACAGUGCGCACUUCGACAUUCGAUCCUCACCUAUAAAAUCGUCUUCAACGGUGUUCCGUAAAUUCCAGAUAAAUCCCAGCAAAAUGGCUAGCUAUGAUGGACAGGUUAUACGUUCAUUAGAAAUGGUUAAUAAGCCUGACGAUAAAGAUGUCCCGCCGAAAAAUUCUAAUGGACUACCUAAUUCAGAGAACAAAACGCAACAAAACAGAGAAAACAGGGUUCAUAUCAGUACAAAUCCUAAUCUAAGUGUGAGACGUGACCUCUUAGAUACUAAUAAUAGUAUACAUUUAAGUAUACCUGAUAGUUUACUUGACUCAUUAACAAAUUCCAAUGGUGAUCAUGUUGACAUGUCACCUAAUAAUGGCUUACAAUUGCACUCUUUGACUGAUUCAAAUGGAAUACAACAUGUUACAGUGGUCAAUUCAGAAAAUGGACUUGAUGUUGAUAUGUUAGACUCAGAUAACGAUAUCCGCCUUACUAAACCUACUUCGCCACAUGAUCUGCAUAAUGAGAUGCCAAAUAUGGAUGUUGGAGUAGAUACUGCUAUUUCUAACUCAAGUAAAAAUGUACAUGUUACCAUAGAUGAUACUAAUAGACGGUUAGAUGUUAAUUUGCCAAAUUCGAAUAGUAUACAAUAUUUAGUUUCAAAUUCAGGUACUACUCUACAUGAUCUGUUCAAAGAUGACGUAGAUUUAGAAUGCAAAGAUUCAGAUGUGAUAGACCCUGAUUUAAAAGACUGGAUUAUAGGUACAAGUGAGAAGUCGGAAGAUGGUUUUAGUAAGUCCAGUUUAAUGGAACCAGUGUUGCUACAUAGUGAGAAAUCAUUAGACUCGAAAACUUUAACUCAGUGCAAUGACAUGCCAACAUUAGACGACUCAUCUGACAAUCGCCUUCUAUCAAGCCAAGGCGAAUCAGUAUUAAAUUUUUUAGAUACACUAGGUAAUGACUUAUACCCAGAGACUGAGAUUAGAAAUAAUGGUGUGGACUUCCAGCUGGAUCUGUUCGCAUUUCAUAAUUCAUAGUUUAGUAGUUACUAAGAACAAUUUUAGGUUUAAGAAGAAAUGAUUAAGUACAUAUAUUUUUAGAGAAAUAAUAGAUUUGUACUUAUUGGCAUAUUAGUUUAUUUAUCUUAUUAUUUAUAUGUGUAUUAUAAUAAGUAUCAAUGAGAUUAGGUGAACUGCAAUUUAGAAGAAUAGGCAAAAAUGGAAAUGUUAUUUGAUAAUGUAUCUUGCAAAUCAACUUUAGAAGCUAAAUUUAGAUUUUGUAUUCACUUUGGAUCACUGAUAGUGAUAAUAAUGUAAAGUACGUAAAUAAUGUUUAAUGCAUUAUGUUACAUAUACAAUGAAUUACUGGUACAAUUGAUUUGUAUUUUGUAAAUAAUAAAUUGGUAUAUAAAAUGGAAAUUGUUUUUUAAUCUGUUCUUUAGUUUCUAUACUAUUAUUUAGAUUUUCAACAAACAAAAUGAUAAUGAAACAAUUAUACUUCAAUCAACCACUUUAUUCAUAAAUUGUUAUUUUU